Messenger RNA from Eurytemora carolleeae, 926 nucleotides. RefSeq names its product methionine adenosyltransferase 2 subunit beta. The record is from RefSeq and is a predicted model, not a curated record. NCBI's taxonomy places the organism in Eukaryota, Metazoa, Arthropoda, Copepoda, Calanoida, Temoridae. Gene Ontology annotation, biological process: S-adenosylmethionine biosynthetic process. The transcript has 7 exons. The coding region runs from base 26 to 775 and encodes 249 amino acids. Gene Ontology annotation, cellular component: methionine adenosyltransferase complex. Gene Ontology annotation, molecular function: methionine adenosyltransferase regulator activity.
UAAACUUCCGUAUUUUCAGAUAAAGAUGGUGAAAGGUUUAGUGUUGAUCACAGGAGCUUCUGGUUUACUGGGCAGACAGGUCUUGCAGGUCUUCAAGGAGAACGACUGGGAUGUAACAGGUUUGUGCUUCUCGAAACCUAUUGAAGGAUUGAUUCAGCAUGAUAUCACGGACAGUGAAGCAACAAUUCAACUCAUCAAACAAAUCAAACCAAACUUAGUUGUUCACUGUGCUGCCCAGAGGUUCCCUGAUCAGAUGGAGAAGGAUCUGGAGAAAUCAUGGAAUCUAAAUGUAACAUCAAAUCGUACUCUAUCUCAGGUAUAUAUGUUAACACUCGAUCAAUCAACCAAUUUAUUACAGGGUGAGACGGUUGUCCGAGAAAACCCUUCUAAUAUUGUUCUACGUAUUCCUGUGCUGUAUGGCAACGUGAAAAAUCUCCAGGAAAGUGCACUGACUUCUCUCCUGGACACAGUUAAAUCUGGAAAACCUGGAAAGAUAUCCAGUUACGAAGUCCGGUGUCCGGCGCACACGGAUGAUAUCGCAAAAAUACUUCUUGAUCUUGCCAAUAUUGUGCAAACAUUGGAGGUAAAUAUAGUCUUUUGCAACUUAGACAACGUUUUAAAUAGUUCCUCUGCUCAGGAGCUUUCUGGUCCUAGUCCUGGAGCUCCUAGACCUCGUGAUGUAGAAAUGGAUCGGAGUAAACUCCUGGAUCUAGGGAUCAAGCAUCAUACAUCAUUUAACAAGGGAUUUAUGGAGGCAAUGCAACCCUUCUUGUAGAAAGUGAACAUCCUUCAGAGCUUAGUCAUCCAUCAUACAUAAUAAUAAUUAUAUAUUUUUGUGAUUAUCUUACCCUGGUGAAAAUUGUCUUCUAUUAGAGUGCUCAAGAAUAUUUGUAAAACUCAUUUAUUAUAAAAUUUUCAGAAAAAAA